Choloepus didactylus (southern two-toed sloth) is the source of this 2834-nucleotide messenger RNA. It is a transcript of the gene C1QTNF3, whose product is annotated as C1q and TNF related 3. The record is from RefSeq and is a predicted model, not a curated record. The transcript is spliced from 6 exons. Bases 105 to 1073 code for a protein of 322 amino acids. Lineage: Eukaryota; Metazoa; Chordata; Mammalia; Pilosa; Megalonychidae. Gene Ontology annotation, molecular function: protein binding.
CCACCAGGCCGGCUGCAGCACUCAACUCCGACCCUGGCAUUUACCCGAGGAGAUCUCAGCUCUGGGAGCCCUGACCGUCUUCUCCAGGAGGCUCUGUGGCUCUGAUGAGAAUCAUGCUCAGGAGGCAGCUCAUCUGUUGGCACCUGCUGGCUUUGUUUUUCCUCCCAUUUUCCCUGUGUCAAGAUGAAUACAUGGAGGUGAGCGGAAGAGCUAAUAAAGUGGUGGCAAGAAUAGUGCAAAGCCACCAGCAGACCGGCCGUAGCGGCUCCAAGAGGGAGAAAGUGAGAGAGCAGAGCCAUCCUAAAACUGGGACUGUGGAUAAUAACACUUCUGCAGACCUAAAACCCCUGAGACCAGAUGAGCUUCUGCACCCCGAGGUAGAUGACCUAGCCCAGAUCACCCCAUUCUGGGGCCAGUCUUCGCAAACAGGAGGGCUGCCCCCAGACUGUAGCAAGUGCUGCCAUGGAGAUUAUGGCUUCCGAGGCUACCAGGGUCCCCCUGGACCUCCUGGACCCCCUGGAAUUCCAGGAAACCAUGGGAACAAUGGCAAUAAUGGAGCCACUGGCCACGUAGGGGCCAAGGGUGAGAAAGGAGACAAAGGCGACCUGGGACCACGAGGGGAACGAGGACAGCAUGGCCCCAAAGGAGAGAAGGGCUACCCCGGGAUUCCACCGGAACUGCAGAUUGCAUUCAUGGCUUCUCUGGCAACUCACUUCAGCAAUCAGAACAGUGGGAUCAUCUUCAGCAGUGUUGAGACCAACAUUGGAAACUUCUUUGAUGUCAUGACUGGUAGAUUCGGAGCUCCCGUAUCAGGUGUGUAUUUCUUCACCUUCAGCAUGAUGAAGCAUGAGGAUGUUGAGGAAGUAUACGUGUACCUUAUGCACAAUGGCAAUACAGUCUUCAGCAUGUACAGCUAUGAAACAAAGGGGAAAUCAGAUACAUCUAGCAACCAUGCAGUGCUGAAGCUGGCCAAAGGGGAUGAGGUUUGGCUCAGAAUGGGCAAUGGCGCUCUCCAUGGGGACCACCAGCGCUUCUCCACCUUUGCAGGCUUCCUUCUCUUUGAAACUAAGUAAAUAAACUAGCUCCACUUUGGGGAAGCCUUGCAACUGAGAUGGUAUUGUUAUGAUCUGAGAAACAUUAGAGUUGAGGGUUCUACACACACGUGUUUCAGAAUUAUUUCUAUAUGUUACAUCGCUAUUUGUGCUACAGGUACACCAAUAAUGUUGGAUGACUCAGGACCUCAGAAGAAUAGAACCACAGUAUUCCCAAGUGACCUUGACUAAUAUACUCAGCACCUUUAUACUCUUUCCAAAGCAAAGAGAAUUCCCCUUUGAUGAAGGUUGGAAAUAACUGCUCCCAUCAGACAAGCCAUUUGAAGUUUUGAGUUCAUCAUUCUUUAUAACUUUUCAGAAAACACGGUGCAGUGAUUAUGAUGGGUCUGGACAAGAACAGGGCCACUUGCUAGGACCCAGGUGCCAGAAAAAUUUGUAAAGCCCAGACUAUGAAGUAAAAUUGAUCCAGUGGGUCAAUAUUCACGAAUAAAGUAUAAAUAUUUUCUAGUAAUUCAGAUAACUUUUAUGUAGCAAAAAUAUUUAAAAGACCCACAAAUAUUUGACUCUUCCUUUUCAUAAGGACUCGACUGUAAUCAAAUCUUGUCUUCUUGGCAUGUAUUUUUGGAAACAGAAUUUUCUCAUGAUCCAGACUUGGGCUUAUCAAGUCUGAUUUAUUGACUCUGGCCGCAUUUCAUAGUUUGCAGUACAUUCUUGUUGACUGUCCUGCAGAACCAGUUUAAGUGAGCUUAGGUUCACAGAGGGUAGAUACUUAUCAUCUUCUUUUCAUCUGAUUUGGAAAUUACCCCAAUAAACUUAUACUUUACACACACUGACAUAUCACAUUGAAGGAGCUGCUGAUAAAAAAUGUAAUGGUAUUCCACUUAAGAGACACAAAAGAAAAAUUCACAGCCUUUCAAUUAAAAUAAUAUGACUUCCUUUAUUAACGUAUUUAAUCAAUAUCCACAGAACAACUAUUAUGUACCAGAUAUAGUAGGAGGUUAUUUGACUGUUGCCUAUCCCCGUCCCUCCCCCUCAAUUCUCAAAGGAUUAAGAUUUGUAGCCAAAACAAUAUUCCCAAGAAUCUGCCAUAAGUUCUAAGGAUAGUACUCAAAGAGAUGUUUUUGGUUUAUUUUAAGCAAAGAAAACAUCACUGGGAUAUGUCUUUACCCUGAUGUAAAUCGUAUUUAAAAUGUACUGUAGAGCUGCCUAACUAAAGAACAUUAUUUAGCAAAUUCCCAUAGAAGUAAUGAGCCCUUAAUUUAUUUUCUUUUACAAUAUGAAUUUCCACAUAGGCUUCCUAACUAUGGGUUUACUUGUAUUGAUUUCUGCCUACAGCUGGAAGCAGAGAGUAUGAAUUAGGGCUACCCUAUCAGUUAACUUAGUGCUUUCCAUGCUCAGUUCAGCCUUUGACCCUUUCCCUUGAUCCACAAAUAUGUCUCAACCCUUCCUGAAUUCACUUGCAGUGCUAUCUUAAAGUGAAUUGCUACUAGCUAUAAUGUGCUCCACCAGUGUUGUAUCUGUGAUUUUGAUAUGUUCUCCCCCAAGGGCUGUGGGGGGUGUGGGGUUAAGAGUUACUAUUCCCAAAUGUUGUAUGUGUUUUGUAGACAUGUAUUGACAAUAGACAUUUGAAUGUUGCAUGUUGCCCAAAGGAAUUUCAUUUCUGAAGAGCAUAUUACUAAUAAAUUGCCUUAGAGAAAGAUUUUCUCAUGCCUUUUCACAAAACUGUGGCAAGAAGAAUAUAAUAAGCAAUAUAUGGAAAUAAACACAUCUUUGUUAAAUGUA